Messenger RNA from Ceraceosorus bombacis, 1622 nucleotides. Lineage: Eukaryota; Fungi; Basidiomycota; Exobasidiomycetes; Ceraceosorales; Ceraceosoraceae. The record is from the annotation of a GenBank genome assembly.
AUGUUGGCAGCGACCGCUUAUCCUGUGCCCAGCAGCUCUCGGCUCGGGCUCGUAUCCACCGAUGGCAGCGCAAUGCGGCAUGAAUCGGCCUCAUCGUCAGGCUGGUCGAGCCCUAUGUUCAAGGCUUCCGACCUGGACCUCUUCGACGUCGACACUCGGUUCGGUCGCGAGCUCAGCAUUGACGAGACGAUCGAGAUCGAUGAUGCCGACGGUCGGUUCGAUGCCCGCUUAGAUGGUCAGAUGACACCUCCUUCGACAGCCCCCCCUAGUGCCUACUCAGCCUCGUGCUUUGGCGUUGGCAACAAGCAUGCUACGCUGGCUCCUCCUCGACAUCACGGGCAUCGCGUACCUGCUGCUGCUCACUAUGCAAAGUCGGACGCUCUAGUUGGAGCAGCUGCAAGCUCGAGAUACCACGCAAUUUCCGUGGUCGAUCACGCAGGAGUCGAUGCUGCCGACGAAUCGCCAAACUCCCCAGACGAGUCCUCUCCGCUCUCGUCCGCCUCAAAUUCAGAUCUGGAGGGCGAGAACUCGGAGGAUGAGCUGGGCAUAGAUCUUCCUGCCGCGACGCAGCACGCACAAAGCGUUCUUUUAGCGGAGGCAAAGGCUCUAAUGGAAGCUGCCUCAAGGCUCCAGACUCAGCCAAGCGAAUUCGAAAAAGCCAUCAAAACGGUCGUGAACUGCGUUGCUGGAGGAGGCAAGAUUGUCUGGACAGGCGUGGGCAAGAGUGGUGAGUGUUUCUCAGCUGUGGCCGGCUAUUGGCACAAGGGCGACGAGCCCUUCGUGUGCCGUGGCGGGCGUUUACUGACACGUUCUGCUGCCCUCAUCACCACAGGCAUCAUCGCGCGCAAGCUGCAUGCCUCUUCACUUUCUCUUGGACUAUCCUCUGCCUGGCUUUGCCCAAUCUCUGCUCUGCACGGAGACUUGGGAACCUUAAGCGGACAUUGGCCACAAGCACCCAGGCCGCCACUUUUACGGGCUAGAAUGGCAGAACACAGGGCGCCACUGGCCCCUGUGCCAGACGUUCUCUGCGCGCUUUCGCAUUCCGGAGAAUCUGCCGAACUUUUGAACCUCUUGCCUCAUGCUCAGGCUAGAGGCUGCCCCAUCGUUGCCUUUACCAGCAAGAACGAGAGCAGCCUCGCGAAGGCGGCCAAGAUCACACGGGGCGCCUGGGUGGACUGCAGGACUGCUAGUCCAAUGGUCAAUGCCGGUACAAAUUCGACAGCAGCUUUGGAAUUCCCCUCGCAAACCACUGGAAGCCACGCCACCACUGCUUGUGCGCGGUCCGAUUCCACCCACUGCGCAUGUUGUCCAAAUGGCUCUUACGACGCGAGUACGAGCCCCAUCAACACUUCAGCAGAAGCCGACGCACUAGUGCCCGCGCCGACAUCCAGCACAACAGUCGCCCUGGCAAUGGGAGACUCGCUCGUUCUGAGUGUCGCUCGAGCAUGUGGGUUGGGUGUGCAGAGCUUCAAACAAAACCAUCCCGGCGGAUCUCUGGGUGCGCGUUUGGUUCACGCUUAGCACAGCAAAGCACGGCGCCGCCUCAGUUUUUCAGAGCCAGGCCAAACCCCUUCUUCUUCACCACCCUCACGACGUCCUCCUUGGCUAUUGGAUAUCACUAG